AUGCUCCCAUUCACUACACUUCACUUCACUCUGCAAAGAGAAACAAUGAUGGAAGCACCAGCCCUCUUUGCUGCUCUCAAUCACCCAGUGCCUACCAGCGACUGGACUGUUUCCAAGCAUCAGCCAUUGGAAAUGGUGUUGAUGGCAAAGGCUGAUUUGGAAACUGUCAAAACUUUCUAUGAGUUCUGUCCUGAAGCGCUAACUGAAGAGCUGUUCAAAAAUGUCCUCAAAUGUGGUGCCAAACCAGGAGUGGUUGGUUUUCUUGCCACAAAGUGUCCUUGGUUGGUGAAUGAAGACAAUUUUGAGAUUGCGGUGGCACAAGGACCAGGACCUGGUAGACCUACUGAGACUGAAAUCAUUACCAUGGCUAAUAUCAAUCCAGAAAUAUUCGUGCCCAAAAGUCCACCUUUUUACCUUCCUCACUGUUUGCGCAUGGUCUUGAACUGGAAAUACAGCCUCCAAUUGACCCAAAGCCUCUUCAAAAUUAUUGCAGGAAAGACACCCGAACUCAGUUUGCCUAUGGACACAAUUGAUGGUAUAGAUAGUGUUGCUCUGUGGGUUGCCCUUGAUGAAAACUUGACCACAAAACGGACAGCAAUGGAUAUUGAGGCCGUGCGGGGUAUGGAGCCAGUUCUCAACAACAACAAUAUCAAAGCAGUUACGAACUGGUGUGUCAAUUGGGAAGUGGAUGCCUUUGUGGAAUUUGUCCGCAAAAUCCUCUCAAAUCAGAGCGUAGAGAAGCUCUCACUCGACUUCCCUGAACCCUCCCAAGACGAACAUGGACAAUCAACAUGGUUCAACUUGGGUGCAUUCCCGCAGUUGCUUCCACAAUGUAAAAUCCAAGAGGUCCAUCUAUCUCCAUGUUCAAACAAUCCGAUGGCUUUUGAUUUCCUGGAACAUUGCUUGGGUGGGAUGCCUUGUCUGAAACGAAUCGAAAUAGAGCUCCAAACUGAUGUUGAUGCUGCAUCACCAAUUAUCAGCAAUUUCCUCUGCAACAACUUCUUAUUGGAGACCUUGACAAUCCGGGCAACAAGUGACACAUCAGCAAAGGGGCUGGAUCCAAUUCUCAAUUCGCUGAAGAGCAAUCAUACCCUCGGAGGAUUCUACUACAAACAAUCUAAUCUGCAACCGGACAAGUUCAAGAGAUACCAUGAAAUUUUAGCAAGUAUUCUUCAGAAGUCCAAUACAACGCUACAUGCUGUGGAAUUUUUUGAUGGCUGCACCAAAGAAAAUUGGGGUGGCAACAGCUGCAGUGCACUGCAUCCAAGCCAAGACAUGCUGCCUUUCUACGCAACCCUCAAUUAUGUGGGACGCAAAAAAGCACGUGAACCAGAAUCCACCAAAUCUGGAUUUGUGGAUCUGCUGGUGGGGGUGCAAGAGAAUACAAUUUAUCUUGACAAUGUGGAGGACGAGGAAAAUCAUCCCGCCACAGAUGCCGAUGUUUUCAAUAUGCUUUAUGGACUUUUGCAUGAAAACCCAGGCACAUGGAGUCAUCCAGGCAACAACUCACAAGACAGCACCACAUAUGCUUGUGGAAUGAAGAAACGAAAGCACAGCGCCAUGUCUUGA
Seminavis robusta is the source of this 1569-nucleotide messenger RNA. The record is from the annotation of a GenBank genome assembly. NCBI's taxonomy places the organism in Eukaryota, Bacillariophyta, Bacillariophyceae, Naviculales, Naviculaceae.